Molecule: messenger RNA, 3162 nt
Organism: Conger conger (European conger)
Lineage: Eukaryota; Metazoa; Chordata; Actinopteri; Anguilliformes; Congridae
Product: immunoglobulin superfamily containing leucine-rich repeat protein 2-like
Exons: 2
Coding region: 69-2198 (709 amino acids)
Molecular function (GO): protein binding
Source: RefSeq, a predicted model, not a curated record
UCCCAAAAGUGCCCGACGAUCACAGAGCCAAUACGGAUAGGAAAACCUACUACCGCACAGGUUCUGAAAUGGAAGCGACGCACAUUCUCUGGCUCGUUCUGUGGACAGUUAUUGCUGGGAUUGCACGAGCAUGCCCCGAGGUGUGCAGCUGUCAGGAUAAACGUCUUACUUGUGCAAACGUACAGCUGAUGGAGGUGCCUGUGAGGCUUCCCUCCAAUAUGAAGUCUAUAAGUCUCACCGCCAACACGAUCACCAUAUUAAAGUCGACUGACUUUUUGACUGUCCUCAACUUGACUUCCCUAUGGCUCGCCCACAACAAGAUCUCGACCAUACAGAGGGGCACCCUCGCUCCUCUGGUCCAGCUCCGCAACUUGGAUCUCAGCUAUAAUAAGAUUGUCCAUUUCCCAUGGGAGGAAUUUCUCAACCUCACCUCCCUACAGGUGCUGAAAAUCAACAACAACAACAUUGUCAGCUUGCCCAGCAAUGCCUUCGCCAACCUCAAAGACCUGAGGUCCCUGCGCAUCGACAGCAACAAAUUCACCACAAUCGAGCAGGGGACGUUUGACGCCCUGCCCUUGAUGUCCCACUUACAGAUCAACAACAACCCAUUCACCUGCUCCUGCAAGCUGGAGUGGCUGAGCGAUUGGAUUGCAACGUCGGAGAUCACACUCCCAGGGCCUGAGGCUACCUGCGUGGCCCCGGAGCAGCUGAAAGGUGCGCUGGUGGCAAAAAUCCCCAAAUUGGAUUGCGUGGCCCCAACAGUCGGAAUAACCUACCAGCCUGACAUCGAGAACACUGAGCUCUAUGAGGGCUUCAUGCUAAUCCUGACCUGUGAGUCCAAAGGGAACCCCAGGCCAGACCUUAAGUGGGAGAUACUUGCUGGAAACCAGUACAUAGAGUUCAGUUUGACCACUGGAGGCACCAGGAAAAAUGACCAGCCAUUGAAUGCUCAACAGUUUGGAAAUCGUUUCCUGGUGUUUCCAAAUGGUACUCUCAUCAUCCCCCACAUGAGCAAAAAGGAAGAGGGAAACUACAGCUGCUUAGCCAUCAACGAGGUGGGCAGGGCAGUGAGCUCUGUCAGAGUGGCAGUCGCUGGUACACAGAAACACGCCACCAACUCCAUGCUGGACGAAACAGGAGAUAAGUUUAGCCAUCACACAGGCUCCAAGACCUCCGAUAACAGCGCAAUCAGCCAGCCCAAGUCUGAAGAAGAGUCUGAUGUGUUUACUGGAUCAACUGACAUCACAGAUAAUGAGGCAGAACAGUACAACAAAGACCUGAUAUUUGCCAACAAAUGUGGUGUGAAUGAUGGCACCCACUACAUCUCCAACCAUGCCUUCAAUCUGAGCUCGGAUGAGCUGAAGCAGUACUCAUUUGAUUUUGGCGUCAUUGCGUUGGAGGUAUCAGAGACCGAAGCCAAGGUCCAGCUAAAUCCUCUUCAAUUGCCCAACACCAAGGCCACACUACACGUCCUCAGCCCUUCCCAAGAACUUGAAACCGUGAACAAAGAACCUUUUUACCUUUACCAAACUGCAGCCAGUAAAGUCCCUCUAGACCUAUUGUACUUGUGCACAAAAACUGGCAAUGGUCAUUCUGUAGUACAGUGGUCAAGGAUAGAGGAGGGUAUCAAUGCUUAUCGCUUUAAGGGCCUUCAGCCAGGCACCAACUACACACUCUGCCUCACAUAUGGGGGCGCAGACUGCCAGGUCCAAGUUGUCUUCACGACCCGGAAGAAGAUCCCAUCCUUAUUGAUCAUAGUGGCGGUCAGCAUAUUUCUGCUGGUGCUGGCCACCAUCCCCUUGCUGACCGCCACGUGCUGUCACUUAUUAUUCAAAUACCAAGGGAAGACGUACAAGCUGAUCAUGAAAACACAGAAUCCGGAUCAGAUGGAGAAGCAGGUGGCUGCCGAUUUUAAUCCCAGUGCGUCUUUUGUGAAAUCUGAGAACUAUAAUGUCAGCGAGUUUGGUGAGGAUGAUGGGGAUGUUGAGGUGGAAGGAGAGGUGGGAGAUGAGGAAGAGGGCGAGGAAGGAGACACGGAGGGUAGUGUAGUUGCUGAAUCUAUCCCUGUGUCCCAGUCCAAAACGAACCAGGAGGAGUUCGAAGUGUGCUCCGAAUACAGCGAUCGGCUACCUCUUGGGGCAGAGGCGGUAAACAUCGCAGAAGAAAUCAAUGGCAACUACAAACAGCCUGUCCCUUGACCCUGCAGCCUGGGAGCCUCAAAACGGAAGCGAGUACGUGUUGCCAGCCUGUAAAAUAUUUUUUUUCUCACCAGAUUUUAUAACAGGUAACUUCUACCGGUCUUUCUUGCGUAAUGUUAGAGCCAAAGGCGGUUUGCCCCGUUUAACAUUCAAAGAAUGGCUGUUAAAAACAACAAUGCUUUACACGUAUAGUGUUCUUUAUACACAUAUAGUGUUGACUGGGAUACACACCUGUUAUAAAAUGCCUUACAUUUGGCGUCACAUGUACGUAUGUGAUCAUUCUGUUUGAUUCAAACAGGGUCCGAACACUGGAUUUAUUUGUUUUGAAAGCAAACCAAAUUUGAAAUUUUAACAAGUAAAAUUGCCUUCGGACAAUUAAAAAUAAAAGUAAAAUAAGUAUCCCAUGAGAUCUGAUAAAAGCAGAAGAAAUUAAGAAUUUAGGUUCAAUUCAUUCCGAACUCGUGAGUUUAAUUCCAUUAUUCUGGACUAAAAUCUAAAUUCGUUUUUUACUCGUCUGACAGUAAAACAGGCUGUAAAAUCCCAGUCAUUGCCAACACACAGUGUUACACGUACUGUGGAUUUACAAAAAUGUAGCCUAGGUAAGUUUAAGAUUUGAUAUUUUCUGAAAUAUUAAACAGGCUAUUUUUCUUUGCAUAGCCUAUAUUUGUCGGUGGCAUGUCACACAUAGGCAGUUUUUUAUAUUUACAUUUAUAGCGCAUAUGACUUUUAUGUGCUUGUCGUUGUGUGCUGUAAACUCGAUAACAUACAUUUUUUAUUGUAGCCUUCUCCCUAAAAACGAAGAAAAAAUUUAAAUACGUCUGACGGAUUUGAGUGUAAUGUGAAUCUACGCAUAGCGGGUUUUACAUGCCUAACUGUAAUGUUUUAAAUAUCUCCCAUCCCUUCACCUCUUUUGAUAUGAAUUAAUGUAGCCUACGUGAAAUGAAUAAAACAAUAUUGAACGUGA